Messenger RNA from Naegleria fowleri, 2925 nucleotides. RefSeq lists its product as uncharacterized. Gene Ontology annotation, molecular function: ATP binding; protein kinase activity; protein binding. Gene Ontology annotation, cellular component: nucleus; cytoplasm. The record is from RefSeq and is a predicted model, not a curated record. NCBI's taxonomy places the organism in Eukaryota, Heterolobosea, Eutetramitea, Acrasida, Naegleriidae. Bases 1 to 2925 code for a protein of 974 amino acids. The transcript is spliced from 4 exons. Gene Ontology annotation, biological process: protein phosphorylation.
AUGAGUGCAGUGUUGGACGUCGAUGCUCUCGAUUCGAAUCAGACUCCUCUUUACUGUGCAGCCUAUAAUGGCGAUCUCGAUAGAGUAAAAGCUCUCAUCAAGAAAGGAGCGGAUAUUGAAAAACUUGUUGGACAAGGUCAAUGGUGGUCUGCACUGCAAGCAGCCAUCACACAAAAACAUCUAAACGUGAUCAAAUAUUUAAUCAAAAGAGGAGCAAAUUUGAAGACAUCUCUUUUCGGAAAGACUCCUUUCGAUUGGGCUAAUGAAAAAGGUAUAAAUCUGGAAGAAAUUAUAAAACAGUGCAAAACUGAAAUGGUAGAUAAAUUUAUCUAUCUAGUAAGACUGGAUAAGUUUGAGGAGGCCAAGAAAGUCCUUGAAAAAUCAAAAAAGACAUACUUUGGAAAUAUCAUCGAUCAACUAGGUUCUCAACAAAUGACUGCAAUGUAUUGUGUUGCAUUUGACAAUAAGAGUGAAGCCAUUAAAUGGCUGGUUGCGCAAGGUGCAAACCCUUCACAUCCAAUAUCACAAGGCUACACACCACUGUUUGUUGCCGUAUCUCAAAAGAAGGACGCUGCAAUUAGAGCCCUUUUAGACUGCGGAGCAGACACUUCACAAACAAUUCAAAAUCUCACUAUUUUCCAACUUGCAGCUCGUGUGGGCGUUGAUUUGGUUGCAAUUUUGAAGGAGGUUUCUACAAUUUAUAAUGCUCUUGUAGAUGAGUUUGUAUUGUGUGUGAGAAAGUGUAAUUUCCAGAGAGCAGGGGAAAUACUGCAAAGAAGAAAGGACAUUAUUGACGCCAAUGCUUCCAACAACUUCAAUGCAUUAUAUUGUGCUGUUUGUGAUCAAAACCUACCUGCAGUCAACUGGCUUAUUGAAAAAGGUGUUAACGUUAAUAAGGCAUGUGUUGAUGGAAUUACAGCAUGUGCUCUUGCGGUCACACAGAAAAUGCAACCGAUUAUUGAAUUAUUAAUAGAACACAAAGCUGAUCUUACUAUCAAAGAUGUAGAUGGAUUUGAUUGUUAUGCUAGAGCUCAAUACGUGUCAGUAGAUUUGAAAGCCAUUUCUGAGAGAGUGAAACUUAAGAAACAACAUAUUGUCCAUGACUUUGUUGUAGCUGUUAGAAAAAAUAGCUAUUCCAUAGCAGAAGAAAUUUUAAGGAAGCAUCCAUGGGUCAUUGAUGAAUGUGACAACAAUCAACUGACAGCACUCUAUUGCUGCGUUUGUGACGGCAACAUUACUGGUAUUGAAUGGUUAUUACAACAUGGUGCCAACAUUGAAAAGACUGUGAUUCAAAAUAUCACUCCUCUUCAUGCUGCAGUAUCAAAGAAACAACCAGCAGUAGUUAAGGCAUUGCUCAAACGAGGAGCAAAUCCCACUAUUAGGGAUGGAUCUGGUUUUGAUGCAUUUGGACGAGCUAAGUAUGAAGGAUUUGAUCUCGAUUCGCUCGUGAAAGAAUGUAAGACAGCGCCUCAUUUAAUUGCUCCUGCUGUUUCCGACAUGCCUCACCAAACAAACUCUCCAAACACAGCCACUUCAAGCAAUCAAUCAACUCUCCAAACACAGCCAAUGAUCACACAACCCAAUCAAAGUAUUUCACAAGACUCUGUUUCAAUUAGAGGAACCUCUACUAUUCAAACACAACCCACAAUCACACAACCAAAUCAAAGCGUUUCUCCACAUGAAGUUUCGAUCAGAGCUGGCUCCAAUACUGUAACUGUUGAUCCGAAUGCUUUCAAUUCUAUCAAGGCAGGAAAUACCUUGCCACCUCAACAACAUUCUCUGGAGUCCAACCCAGUACAGUAUAGCUCCUUCUCUUCUGGAAGCUCUGGAGGUGGAGAUUCCUCGUUUGUAAUGACUAAUACUAUGGUUCGAUCGAUUGACCGUUCUGCUGUAUCUGACUUUCCAACAGAUGAAAUUUCAAUGUACAAUAGUAGGAAAUCAAGCAGUGUAUCUUCUUCUAACUCUACACUAUCAUCGUUUGGAAAGACAAAAACUAUUGAAGAGUUGAUGCAAGAAAAAUACAUGAAUAUUUCAUUAAUAGGUCGUGGAGGAUUUGGUGCCGUGUUCAAAUGUGACAAGAUUAUAAAGAACAGAAAAAAUGCACCAGCCCAAACGAGAGCAGUGAAACUAAUCGAGUUUGUUAGUACCGAAGAUUUGAAUCGUUCCCUUAGAGAAGCGUUUAGACUUUGCGGACUUCAACACGACAAUGUUUUAAAAGUUCAUGACGCUUAUGUCCUCCAAAUGGGUUCUGCAGGAAGCCUAAGUGAAAAGAAUACCAUGUGCAUCGAAAUGGAGUUUAUUCCAUGCGGAGACUUGGCUGAAAAGUUUUUAAAGAAGAAAGUAUGCCUUUCUAAUGACCUCAUUAAGCAUUGUCUCAGGUGUAUGUGUGACGCUUUGGUAUAUUUAUAUGAAGAAAAGCAAAUGGUUCACAGAGAUAUCAAACCACACAAUAUCAUGAUCCGAUCCAUGGAUUUAGAACAAGGAAAGCUUGACGUUGUGUUGGGUGACUUUGGUCUUGCGAAAUCUGUUGGUGAUUCUGCAAGUAGCGCCUCCUUUGCCGGAACACUUCAAUACAUGAGCCCUGAAUUGUUCAUGAUGCAGCAAGGAAUGUCAGAAGAACAUGAAGAAGAAGAUCAAGAGACACUCAGGAAACAUGCUCAUGCUUCUGACAUGUUUGCUUUGGGUGUGACUUUCUAUCAAUUAAUUUCUCUAGAUAUGGUCACCUCAGUGACUGGUCUUAUUAUGAAGUUUAUGGGCGACGAAAAGAAACUAUUUGCUGCUCUAAGAGAGAAGAUUGCCAAGAAUUGCUCUGACAACAGCAUUAGUUACGACGACAAAUUGAUUGAUUUGAUUUUUGAAAUGCUAAGGAGAGAUCCAGACGAACGAUUGACAGCCCAACAAGUAUUGGACGCUUUAAACGAGUAG